CACCGGCGCCCGGGCCGCGGCCGGGAGCCCCGCGCCUGUCGGACGGCCGCGGGACUCGGGUGCGCCGCCGAGGCGGUCGUGUACCGGGGGCCCUCCCGCCGCCGCGCCUCCGGAAUCACGGUGUGUCCGCCGGCCCGGGCAAAUCUUCCCGGAAGCAGCGUGAGGAAGGCAGAAGCCGCCGCCCUCCCUGGCCUGGCGAAGCCACCCGCCACCAUGCCCAAGAGAAAGGCAAAAGGCGAUGCUAAAGGUGACAAAGCCAAGGUGAAGGGUGAGCCGCAGAGGAGAUCCGCGCGGCUGUCUGCCAAACCCGCUCCCCCAAAACCGGAAGCCAGGCCUCCAAAGGCCGCUGCCAGGAAGGCCGAGAAGCGGCCCAAGGGGAGAAAGGGGAAAGCAGAGGGCGACAGGGUUGGGGACAAGGCCGGGGACGAGGCCGGGAAGAACCCGGACGCUUCCACGGCCCCGUCACAGAAAGCAGAAGGCAGCGGGGACGCCAAAUGAAAUGUACUUUUUUCCUAACUCACCUUCUAGUGACUCUGCUGUUCGAGAUACUGUCUGUCUUCAAUCAACUUUUAUAAAAGUGUAGAACUUGGGCUCUUAUUUCCGACUUCCGCCGUUGGCAUACGAGACGCAUUGUUGUUGUCCCCCGUGGAAAGCGCAAAUCCCGCUGACAGAACGUCUCCGGGGCCCCGAUUGAAAUGGGGGGGGAUGGCGCCUGUGUCCUCACUGUUGAAGAUUAUUCCUGGUUCCCGGGAGGGGUCUCGUGUCAGCCCCCCGGGCUCAGAAGCCUUCCGGCACGGAGAAGCAAAACCUCACGGCUUCUCUCCCGAGGCGAGCAGCAUGCACUGGCCUUCCUGGAAUAGUCAUGACGCGGCCUUGGCACCCCCAGCCUCCUGUCGGGUGAUCACACUCAGGCCUUCUGGCCAUAGCAUCAAGAUGGCGUUGCCCCAAAGAGCCAGGAUUCCUGUGUGUAGUUGGCGGGCGAUCCCAGUGGCCGUCCUGGACUUUUUAGCUCCUCUCCCCCACGUCAGAGUUGACCCGUGAAAAGAUCUCACGUACCUCAUGCGAAAUAUCCACGCCUCCCGAGAACGUCACCUUUUCAGAAGAGCAACAGAAGACUGUUGACUUGGGGGGGGCGGGGGGGGGAGUUUGAAUGUUGUCGGGUGUUGUGUGGAUCGAUUGUCACCCGUGUCCUCCUGGAAGCGGCUGGUCCUGAAAAGUAUCUUAUAAAAGCUGAAUACAUAUUAGCCUGGUGGGAGGGGGAUCAUUUCCUACCCACAGCCCUAGGGAUCUUCUUUGCUGCACCUUAAACAGGGUUUUACGUUUCACACUUGUCCGCAGUCUUCUCUGCACUGAUCGGCGUGCCAAGUACGAGAUAGAAGUUCAAUGUAAUAUUUUGUCCAGGUGGAUAAGCAGUGGUCGUCGCUGCACCAUUUUCUGAAGAGUUCAUUCCUUCCCGUGGAUCCGGAACACCAGCUCUUUCGAAAAUGGAGUCUCUUGGGGGUGGGUGGGUGCGGGGCAGGGCGGGUGUGGAUGCUCUUCUGACUCACUGGUCAGUUUGCCCAACCCCACGGCAGUGCAAUAUAGUCCUGAGCACUACAGCUUUUAGAAAGAGGUCUCGGUAUCUCAGGACAAAUCUCACCUCCAGCUCCAAAAUAAAAUCUCCACCAAACUUGUCUUCUUCGGGAGCAUCGUGGCCAUUCUCAGCCGUUUGCUAACGGCUUUUAGAGUUAGAUUUGCUACAACUUUUAGAAUUAGAUUGAUCAGGCCUUUUAUUUUUAAAUGUUUUUUAAUGUUUAUUCAUUUUUGAGAGACAGAGGAUGAGUGGGGGAGGGACAGAGAGAGAGGGAGACACAGAAUCCCAAGCAGGCUCCAGGCUCUGAGCUGUCAGCACGGAGCCUGAUGUGUGGCUCGAACUCACGAAUCGCGAGAUCGUGACCUCAGCCGACGUCGGACGCUUAGCCGACUGAGCCACCCAGGCGCCCCUAGAUUGACCAGUUCUAAAACAAAACAAAAAUGCUGGAAUUUUUAUUGGAUUUAUAUUGAAUUCAUAGACUAAUUACAAUGUUGAGUCUUCCCUUGAACAUGAUGUAGCUCUUCAUUUAUUUAACCUUUUUAAGUGUCUUUCAAUAAAGUUUUAUAAUUUUCUCCAUAAAUGUCUAUUGUUAAUAUUUCCUAGGGACUUUAUACUUUUUUAUGCUAUUUUUGUGGUAUAUUUUUAGUUCCUGCAUUUUCUAGCUAGUUGAUUUUCAUAUCCAGCAUCUUUGCU
Molecule: messenger RNA, 2266 nt
Organism: Panthera uncia (snow leopard)
Lineage: Eukaryota; Metazoa; Chordata; Mammalia; Carnivora; Felidae
Gene: HMGN4
Product: high mobility group nucleosomal binding domain 4
Exons: 2
Coding region: 214-498 (94 amino acids)
Biological process (GO): chromatin organization
Cellular component (GO): nucleus; chromatin
Molecular function (GO): nucleosomal DNA binding
Source: RefSeq, a predicted model, not a curated record